AUGCCUCGCCAUGAUCUUGAGCGCGUACUAGCCGAUGAUCCAUAUAACGAGCGACGUAUUUUCGUCUUGUCAUGUCUGCACGAUGCAAUCUACUAUCUUCGCCAUGGACCACAUCGUCGUAACGAUGUCAUUUCCACCUUAGAAGAGGAGAUUGCUGGCGAAAUUGACAUAUCUAUCUCAAGUGCAGUUGUAGAACGUGAUCCCCAGUUUGAGCGGCUGUGCCGUAACCUUGAGCUUGUCAUACCUAUCUCAAUCAGGAUUCUCCGCAAGCAUAACGACCGGGAGACCGACCAGGACGUUGCCGAUGAUCUGAUCAGCUGCAUCCCCACCGUUUUGCAACAACCUGCUCAGUGGGACCCGGAUGUCGAAGAGAUUUCUGACGAGGAAGAGUUUGAGCGGCAAAAUAGUCGUCGCCGUCACAGAUAG
Molecule: messenger RNA, 426 nt
Organism: Penicillium roqueforti
Lineage: Eukaryota; Fungi; Ascomycota; Eurotiomycetes; Eurotiales; Aspergillaceae
Exons: 1
Coding region: 1-426 (141 amino acids)
Source: RefSeq, a predicted model, not a curated record